GGGAAACAACAGAGAGAAAUCUGUGGCCAGUAGGAGGCAGCAUACGUGAAGCUGUCUCCCAGGAAGCCAAUGCUGGCAAGACAGCUGUGGAAGACGGGGGUAACUGUUGCUGCACUCGAAAGCUGGCAGCACUGCAGCUAAGUCCAUGGAGAUGAAGGCCAGAGGGUUGAGGAUCCCCUUGCUGCUGUUGCUGGUGACGGUGGUUGUAAUGGCUAAGGUGAAUCACAUCCAGAGGUGGGGGGGUUUCAAGGAGAAGGCCACGAGCAAGAAAAACCUCAACUUGACACUCCAUUUCUUCAUCCACUCUUACAACAACGCAAGCAACGACACCUACUUGUAUCGAGUUCAGAAGCUAAUCCAAGGUCAGAUGCAGUUGACCACAGGAGUGGAGUAUUUGGUUACUGUGAAGAUUGGCAGGACCAAAUGUAAGAAAAAUGAGACGAAGAAAGCCUCCUGCCCCCUGCAAAGCAGCAAGCUGAAAAAGAGCCUGGUUUGCAAAUCACUGAUAUACUCUGUACCCUGGAUGAACUACUUCCAGCUCUGGAACAAUUCCUGCCAGGAGAGCUGAGUGUCUAUGUAAAGAGCUCUGCUGACACCCA
This is a messenger RNA of Mus pahari (shrew mouse), 599 nucleotides long. It is a transcript of the gene Cstl1, whose product is annotated as cystatin like 1. Lineage: Eukaryota; Metazoa; Chordata; Mammalia; Rodentia; Muridae. The record is from RefSeq and is a predicted model, not a curated record. The transcript is spliced from 4 exons. Bases 146 to 568 code for a protein of 140 amino acids. Gene Ontology annotation, molecular function: cysteine-type endopeptidase inhibitor activity.